Molecule: messenger RNA, 1557 nt
Organism: Aureobasidium subglaciale EXF-2481
Lineage: Eukaryota; Fungi; Ascomycota; Dothideomycetes; Dothideales; Saccotheciaceae
Exons: 3
Coding region: 1-1557 (518 amino acids)
Source: RefSeq, a predicted model, not a curated record
AUGCCCGAAAAGUUAUCGAUUGGACGAAACUUGCCUCCAGGGCCGUAUUUGGCUACCGUUGACAAGACCGACUUGUCGAUCGCUAGCGUUUACAGAAUCUACCCAGAUGUUUACCGAACCUUUAUGAACGGAGUAUAUCGUUAUAACUCGGGCAAGCAUGUUGAACUCGGGAUGGUCGAGCCAGAGACAGGCUUUGUGUUGGUCCCUAUACCAUCAAGACUCUAUAGCUUGUAUGACCCUAGACCUCUAGCCGGAGAGCGAGUGGGCGUAAAAGACAUUUACGAAGUCGCAGGCUUGAAAGCGACUUGGGGAAGCCUGGCUCACUGGAAACUCGCCGAGCCGUCCUCUUCUACCGGUCCUGCGCUCUCACAUCUUCUCGAUCUUGGAGCUGUAAUCGUCGGCAAACAAAAGACUGCACAAUUCGCAUCAGCUGGCGAUCCAUGGCAGUUCCAAGACUUUCAAUAUCCAUUCAAUCCGCGUGGAGAUGGUUGGUUGACAUGUUCUGCUUCAUCUUCUGGCGGUGCAUGUUCGAUCGCUGCGUAUGACUGGCUAGACUAUGCUCUAGGCUCAGAUACUGGUACUUCCAUGCGAAGACCAGCUGCUAGUGCUGGCGUAUACGCAAAUCGUCCUUCGCAAGGUCUUAUGGCCUUGGAUGAUGUGAUGCCUAUCAGUUACUCUACUGAUGCCUGUGGUGUCUUUACUCGAGAUCCGUGGAAGUGGGCUAAGUUUACAAAACACUUUUACAGCGAGCUUUUGAUGCAGAAUGAGUCCAUGACUGGAUUACCAGCUCUCGAAGUUCCGAAUCAUGAUGGUUUUCCCACCAAAAUCAUCUAUCCAGUCGAUCUUCUUCCUCUGACCAAUCCAGUAGCAGGAGCGAUUCUACAGGUGUUUAUUGGCAAACUUACAUCUGUGUUCAAUAUGACGGUACAUAAGCUCAAUGUAACACACGUCGUGGAUACCUCGGUCGUUAAUAUGACAGAUCUGACCGAAGCACUCACCAUCCUCUGGAAGUACGAUCAAAACGAACACAUCGCAAAGCCACUCCUCAGAAAGUGGGAAACUCGCUACGGUGGCUUUCCCCCCCUCGAUGAACCGAAUAGAUCAAUCAUGCGAGCUGCAGCAUCAGGUCCCACGGCAGCAGAACAUCAAGCAGCACGAUCACUCCGCCGUACUGCAUCCGCCGCUUUCCACAACAAGAUCCUUCCUCCUACCGAUACCUCGUGCUCUGAGUCCAUCCUCCUCCACGAUAUCGGUACAGGCGGUAUUCCCUCCUUCCGCGAAUACAGUCUGAAUACACAGUCUGGUUCGACAUUCCCCAAUCCACCCGGAAGGUUUGACUCUGGCGCCAUUUGUCCUUUCUUUGGCUGUGUAGAUUUCACACUCCCAAUUGGACAAGUGGUUUACUUCAGUAAUGUGACGUUCCAAGAGGAGAGGAUGCCUGUGACUAUCAAUAUCGUGGCCAGAAGGGGUUGUGAUGCAGUAUUGAUGAGUUUUGUGGAGAUGAUGGCUGACAAGGGGAUAUUGAGUGCUGUCAAGACUGGAAGGAGGGCUUUCUGA